UCAAGAAACGGGGCAAAAAAAACCCAAGGUCUCAGCAUUCUGUUGCUUCAUCUUGAUCCCUAUAUGCUGUUUUGUUCAGACGACAUUCCAAGCAUUAAUCUUUGAUUUUGCCUAUGUGGUUUUGACUCGGUGCUUUCCUUUCCUCCACAGGCAUUGGUUGGGAAAUUCUGUAUACGUCUUUUGUGGUUAACUGCAGAGUAGAUUUUUGUUCGAGCAAUGGCGAGAGAGGUUGCGAAGAGCGAGAACCAUACUUCUCCAAAACCGUCCCCAUCUCCCUCUCCUUUGAGAUUCUCGAAAUUUUUCCAGUCCAACAUGAGGAUUUUGGUUACUGGAGGGGCUGGGUUUAUCGGCUCUCACCUGGUGGACAAGUUGAUGGAAAAUGAGAAGAAUGAGGUGAUUGUUGCAGAUAACUAUUUUACUGGAUCCAAGGAUAAUCUGAAGAAAUGGAUUGGCCAUCCAAGAUUUGAGCUAAUUCGCCAUGAUGUCACGGAGCCAUUGCUGGUGGAAGUUGAUCAAAUUUACCAUCUCGCUUGCCCGGCUUCUCCGAUCUUCUACAAAUACAAUCCUGUCAAGACCAUAAAAACCAAUGUGAUUGGUACUUUGAACAUGCUGGGUCUUGCCAAGCGUGUUGGAGCAAGGAUUUUGCUGACAUCUACUUCGGAAGUUUAUGGUGAUCCUCUUGUGCAUCCUCAGGACGAAAGCUACUGGGGAAAUGUGAACCCGAUCGGAGUUAGAAGCUGCUAUGAUGAGGGGAAGCGUGUUGCUGAGACCUUGAUGUUUGAUUAUCACAGGCAGCACGGGAUAGAGAUAAGGGUUGCUAGAAUUUUCAACACCUAUGGACCCCGGAUGAAUAUUGAUGAUGGCCGUGUUGUUAGCAACUUCAUUGCUCAAGCAAUUCGGGACGAGCCCUUGACUGUUCAGGCGCCUGGAACUCAAACUCGAAGUUUCUGCUAUGUUUCUGAUAUGGUUGAUGGCCUUAUUCGACUGAUGGAUGGAGAUCAUACUGGACCGAUCAACAUCGGGAAUCCAGGUGAAUUCACUAUGCUUGAGCUCGCGGAGAAUGUUAAGGAGCUUAUCAAUCCUAAUGUGAAGAUUGCCAGCGUGGAGAACACACCGGAUGAUCCCCGACAGAGGAAGCCGGAUAUCUCCAAAGCCAAGGAGCUGCUUGGCUGGGAGCCAAAGGUGAAGCUGCGCGAUGGCCUGCCGCUCAUGGAGGACGACUUCCGAUCGAGGCUGGAGAAACCCAAGAAGCAUUAAACAAUCACACCCCCACAGUAGACAACAUUGUCGUAUUCGAGCUUGAAAUUAUCAUGUUCUCUUUCCUUGUUUCGUCAGUGAGCCGAGCUCAUCUACUCGGUUGUGAACUUUGAGCUUUUUCUACUUCAAUCCCAUUCUGUGCUCGUCCAACUCCUUUCUUUGUUCCUUUUUCAUCAGCAUAUGGAUUCUCCUGUCACGCAAACGAUGAGAUAAUGACAGUAGUCAUUAGUA
Messenger RNA from Eucalyptus grandis, 1488 nucleotides. RefSeq names its product UDP-glucuronic acid decarboxylase 5. The record is from RefSeq and is a predicted model, not a curated record. Gene Ontology annotation, biological process: D-xylose metabolic process. Gene Ontology annotation, cellular component: cytoplasm. The transcript is spliced from 13 exons. Lineage: Eukaryota; Viridiplantae; Streptophyta; Magnoliopsida; Myrtales; Myrtaceae. Bases 217 to 1257 code for a protein of 346 amino acids. Gene Ontology annotation, molecular function: UDP-glucuronate decarboxylase activity; NAD+ binding.